GCUGACAGUGAGCGCCAGACAGUCUCAAGCUUCACAUGCAGUUUUCAAUCAGUGUGCAGAGUGGAACCCUUUUUAGGACUCACAUGUCACAUGUGCACCAUUCUCUUGCUUGUUUUUAUUUUUAUUCUAACUGAGAUGUUGCAAUGUUCCGUGCCGCCUUACAAAACGUGGAUUUGUGUUGGGUUAUUUUAUUCUACUUAUUUUUUACACUUGGCUGUAGAUCAGCAAAUGCAGACAGCUGUCAUGAGGUGAAGACAGCAUACAUGAUGCGUCAGAUUGGCCAGGUGGAUCUCGUGCCAGACAGUCCCCAAACAGAUGACUCUCUUCGAGUGUGUGUCCACUCUGGGCCAGGGUGCUGCACCAGUAAGAUGGAGGACAGUUACAUGGCUGCGGUUCGUAGCGAGACUCAGCAGAAGAUGCGAUCCUUCAGCUUUGAGCUCAAGUACCUUAUUGCUGGACACAGCAAAGCCUACCAAGACACCUUUGAGUCACUCGUGUCCUUCACAUCUAAUUUGACCAGCUCCUUGUUUGAUAGUGCCUACGCCAGCCUCGCAACAGACUGUCGGCCACAUGUUCUUCAGCUUUUCAAUGACCUUAAUCGUCAUCUUUCGGGGAACCCUAAUUCCUCAUUGGAAUACGCAGUUGGGAAUUUCUUCAACGAGCUCUUCCCACUGGUCUACCGUCGACUUCUUAACCCUGGUUUUGGCCAAACGUCAUCCUGGUCUUUUUCCUCCUCAGCCAGUUAUGAAGCAUGCUUGCAGAUGACACGGCAGGAUAUAAAUCCAUUUGGACCACAUCCCCAACUCCUGGUUUCCAGUCUUUCUCGUGCACUUGGAGUAGGACGAACAUUGAGUCAAUUGCUAAGAUUGGCCGGGGAUGUUGUAGAUGCAACGGAAAAGGCAACAUUAUCCAGAGAGUGUGGACGUGGCUUAGUAAGGAUGCAGUAUUGCUCCCAUUGUAGGGGUCUAACAUUAAUCAGGCCCUGUACCGGACUCUGUGUUAAUGUUAUGAGAGGAUGCCUGGUGGGGAUAUCAGAGCUUGCUGCACCCUGGAGAAGUUUAGUCGUAUUGCUCCAACGUUUAGCUGCUAUGUUAGCAACCAGCAGCAACCACAACAGCAUGGAGCUCGCACUGUUGGCGGUCCGAAAUCAUGUGAAUGAUGCCAUCCUGCACGCCCAGCUGCACGGUCCACGCAUCACUGCUAUUGUAGAGAAGGUGUGUGGUUUACAGUUAGUUGGUUCUGCGAUGAUAAGUGGACAUCCUAGUAGCUCACAUGUUACAACACCUACUGCCCGGAUGACACAAAGAACCUCAAAGAGGGUGUCCAUGACUUCCCUCUCAACGGACUCUGGUGCUUUUCCAAGUCUUCAGCUACAGUCACAGAGGUCAUUUCCCCUCAAAGGAUCCAGAGGUGACAAGAGCCGUAGUCUUAAAAAAUUAUCAAGGGAGUUUGAGGGCUCCAUUCAACGAUACCAGUUGUUUUUCUCAGAGUUACCCGAGAUGCUUUGUGAAAGUGAGAUGGAGGUUGAGCAGCACACCUGCUGGAGUGGUCAAGACGUUGUAGAGAGUUAUGGAAGUCGUGUGGUUGGCAGCACUUUAAAAGCCCAAAGGGACAACCCGGAAAUUACCGUCCGGAACACAGAUCCUGUCCUAAGAGCAGCAAAACAAAGAUUGGAACAGUUAACAAAGGAACUUUUAGUGGAACUUGGCUGGGUGAGCGAAGCCACAAGAAAGAGUGUGGAAGAGGAGGGAGGAAGUGCAGAAACAAACAUGGGAAGUGGGGACGAAUGUGAUGACGAAGACGGCUGUGAAGCAUCUGGUGAGGUGAACGAUGAUUUAUCCAGUGGUCACAGUCCAGUGACGGAGGAUAGGGCUCCCCCUCCUCGCAACCGUCUUCCUCCUCACCUCAACUCUUCUCCACUGGAGCCUGUCACAGGUUCAGCCAGCAUGUCGACUCUUGAACUGCUACAUUUGAGCCUGGCGAUGUUCCUUUUGCUGCUGCUGGCAUCCCCGUUGAGUUUUGAGUGACAGGAUCGGGGGCUGACAAACAAUCGCACUCCGUGUGUGUGGUUGCUUAGUAUUUGCAAUGUUUUUGAGCACAGUUCGGCCACUCACUGUUUCUUUGUGGGCGACAACGAUAAUUGAUGAUAAUGAUGGUGAUGAUUGUUGAAAUUUUGAUUCAUGUGAGCAUUUUACCUGCUCUGACCUCUGUGUGUGCUCACUUGUAUUUACCUUUCAUAGCAUAGAUGGCAUCACACCACAUUUUUUAAGAGGUGUAAAUACAAAUAUUAUAUUAUAUAUUUAUAUAAAGAGUUUAUGUAGAUGGCUUUUUGUGUAUAUAGUCCUUAAUAUAGAAGUCAUCAGACUGAUUUGUGGAUUUUUAAUUGCACAUUUUUUUAAUACAUUGACAUGAUUAAUACCAGCCGUAGGCACAGUGCUAUGUAGUGCAGUUAACAUUAGUUUAUGAAUCCUGAGAGGACAGAGAUACAAGCAUUCUAUGUAAAUAUGUAUUACAAAACAGGCAAAAAAAAAGCCAUUUAUUUGCACUUUUGCCUAGCAGUUUAAAUCGACAGUAUGCCUUUCUGGGGAAUUCCAAAAAACUGCUCCUUAGUACUUCAUUAAAAAUACUCUAAAAUACUCUAUUAAGUUUCACGUUUCUUGUCAUGCACAAGAAAAUACCAUUAAUAUUUUCCUCUCGGUUUACAUAACCCUCUAGGGCAGACAUGACCAAAGUCUGGCCCGGGGGCCAAAUGCGGCCCGUGGUCAAAUUUCAUCCGGCCCCCAGGCUCCGUCAUAAAAACAGUAACGUCUGGCCCGCACACAGACUUAAUAAAUUGGUCAUCAGUACUGCUACCAGCGUAUGAAGUAGCUUACACACUAAAUGCUGCUCCUCAUUUACACACUAAAAGGCAGCAGCACUCCAAGCAACAUUACCUCGUGUGGCCCUUCACUCCCAUUUUUCUAAAAUGGUGACAAUCAACAACAAAAAAAAAUUGACUGCGACAGCCGACGCAUCAAGGAUAGGUGGAAAAUGGAUUAUUUCUUCACUAAAAUACGCAACAACUGUGUCUGCCUCAUUUGCAAAGAGACAGUCGCUGUUUUUAAAGAGUUCAAUGUAAGGCAGUAUUACUAAACAAGACACGCUGACAUGUACGGUAAGAUUACAGGGUAGAUACGUUGCGAGAAAUUGAAGCAACUUGAAGCUAGUGUAAUUUCACAGCAGCAGUAUUUCGCAAGAGCCCGAGAGUCGAAAGAGAGCACCACAAAGGCUAGUUGCAAAAUUGUUGAAAUUAUUAAUUAAAAAAAAAAAAAAAAAAAGUAGUGCUGCAACGAUUAAUCGAUUAGUAUUCGAUUAGAAAAAAAUAUUCUAACUAAAUUUUGUUGCUUCGAGUAUUCGUUUAAUUGAAGUGGCAUUGUAAUGAUUGAUUUUAAAAGUGUUUAUUGUAUUUAAUUUUCCUGAUGAGGGUGGAUACAAUGCCCUCUAGUCUGCCUCUUUUCACAUGCCUGAAUCCAACCGCUCCCUGUUAAGACCAACAUAACCUAAGUUUUUGUUUGAGCGAAUGUUUUUUUUUUUUUUUUUUAAACGAAUUCUUAAUUUAUAGGUAUAUUUAGUCAUUUUUUGUGGGAAUAUGUGUCUGAAACACUUGUUAAGAACAUUGUAAAAAAAAAAAAACAACAUUUUAUAGUUUUUAGGCGAGCAGACUUUUUCUAUCCAAGUUAGCCAAUUGUUCUUUUGUUGUACACAGAUCAUUUUAAAAAAAUUAUAUCGUUUGAGGCUCAGCUCAGGUGUUUUAAUUUUUCAUGUUCCUUAUCCGAUUACUCGAUUAUUCGAACAAACUAGUCCAUCGAUUAAUCAACUACUAAAAUAUUCGAUAGCUGCAGCCCUAUAAUAAAGCAAAUGUGACACACAGAACGGCUUGCUAAAAUUUGCAUAAAAAUAUUGUUCUACGUAAAGGACGUCAGCCAAGGUUGGCCCCCCACAUUUUCACCACACCAAAUCUGGCCCCCUUUGCAAAAGGUUUGGACACCCCUGCUCUGGGAUAACAUCCCCUCUUCAUCAAGAAAUGAAAAAUAAGCAUACUGAGAAAAGAAGAAUGUGCAAAUAGAAGAAAGGACAUUAAUACACUUAUUACUUAUUGAUAACCAUUCAUGGAGCCAUCUGUCCGACAAAUGUGCCUUAAUCUCAGCCCUGUUUCCCUGAUUUCAAUGGCUGGCUUGUUUCCAAAAUGAAUUAAUAAAGAACCGUUGAGAGAUUAUAUUUGCCGUCUAAUACAAUAGAGCUUUUCCCAAAUUUGAUCAAAUUUAUGUGCUUGUCCUAGUUUUCCAAAAUACAAUAGAACAUGAUUGAAGUCACACGGAAACCCUGAUAAUAUACAGAGAAUGUAAUCCACAUUAAUUAGGAUUAUCCCAGCCUGGCAGCUCUUUGCUGAGUUUCCAGCCCCUCCCCAGACUGUGCCCAGCAUCAAUGUAGACAAGUGGAAUACUGAUGAAUAUAUUCAAAAGGCUGCAAGUUAACCGGCUAAAGGACACUUUGCAUAUCUGUCAGUAGGUGACUGACUUGCUGCUUAAAGGAACCACACUGUUCUGCAUCUAUUAAUGUCCUGGGGUUUCACUAACAUGAUGUUGAAACAAAAAAAAAAAAACAAACAAAAAAAAACAACGAAAUACCAAUUCUGCUCCUAAAGAUUUGUUGGCCUGAAAAUCCACCUGCUAAGAUGCUAAAGAACAAAAUAAAAUAACAUGUCUAAUCUAUACAAUUUCAUCACACAAUAGUCAAUUAAAACUAUUUAAGAAAAAAAAAAUGGGUGAGGAGGGUCUUGGUUUGCCACAUAUCCAGGCCCUUCAUGGAUAAAACACUUCACAAACACUCAUCUGGACACAACACUCUAUGUUAAACUUUUGUUGCUUUUGUUUGUUUCUGAUGUUCUUGUCAUCUUGCUGGUGAUGUAAAACACAAAUGACAGAACAUGCAUAGUAAAUACAAGCAAACAACACCUACCGCAGGUAUUGACAUGACUGGUCUCUCAUUCCAUAAAUGCAAUAAAUACAUUACUUUGUCUGUCAUUUAAUAUCAAUGUAAUGUUCUUCAUUAAUAAACUUUUUUUCAAAGAAACAAUU
This is a messenger RNA of Corythoichthys intestinalis (scribbled pipefish), 5117 nucleotides long. RefSeq names its product glypican-5-like. Bases 144 to 2027 code for a protein of 627 amino acids. Gene Ontology annotation, cellular component: cell surface; extracellular region; plasma membrane. Gene Ontology annotation, biological process: regulation of protein localization to membrane; positive regulation of canonical Wnt signaling pathway; cell migration. The transcript is spliced from 11 exons. NCBI's taxonomy places the organism in Eukaryota, Metazoa, Chordata, Actinopteri, Syngnathiformes, Syngnathidae. The record is from RefSeq and is a predicted model, not a curated record.